Leguminivora glycinivorella is the source of this 1416-nucleotide messenger RNA. RefSeq lists its product as uncharacterized. The record is from RefSeq and is a predicted model, not a curated record. Bases 1 to 1416 code for a protein of 471 amino acids. NCBI's taxonomy places the organism in Eukaryota, Metazoa, Arthropoda, Insecta, Lepidoptera, Tortricidae. The transcript has a single exon.
AUGAUUUUUACCCUCCGGCAACUUCAAGAGAAGUGCCGCGAGCAGAACACUCCCCUGAUGAUCGCGUUCGUCGACCUGAACAAGGCCUUCGACACGGUAAGCAGGGAGGGUCUGUAUAUGGCACUAGAGAAAAUAGGAUGUCCCCCAAAGCUGUUGAGUCUUGUAAAAGCCUUUCACGAUGGUAUGAAAGGUUCCAUUGUCUUUAACGGACUGCAGUCGGACACAUUUGAGAUGCGAAGAGGGGUUCGGCAGGGCUGCGUUUUAGCGCCAACGUUAUUCGGCAUAUUCUUUUCCCUGUUACUAAAGAUUGCCUUUGGUGACACUCUGCAGGGAAUCCACCUUCAUACUAGAGCAGACGGUAAGUUGCUGAAUGCUCAACUUCUGAAAGCUCGACGUAACCGCGAAGAUUUAUUUCUUGAUAGCAUGCUUUUUGCCGAUGACGCAGCAUUUGUUGCCGAAACACCUCAUGAGCUCCAAGUCCUGCUGGAUAAAUUUGCCUACGCUUGUGGCUUAUUUUCCAUGUCCAUAAAUACGAAGAAGACAGUAAUUCUAGCGCAGGGUUACACAUUCCAGCCGUCCAUCUCGCUGGAAGGCGUACCCUUGGAUGUAGUCGAUAAGUUCUGCUACUUAGGGUCGACCGUGUCGAGCAACCUUUCGCUUGAUGCAGAGGUCAAUAUUUGCAUCGGCAAGGCGGCCACGACGUUCGGUAGGCUGCGUGCAAGAGUAUGGAACAACAAACACCUUACGACGAAGACCAAGAUGACUGUCUACCAAACUUGUGUCUUAAGCGUGCUCUUGUACGGGGCCGAAACUUGGACGUCGUACGCUAAUCAGGAACGAAGACUGAACACCUUCCACAUGCGCUGUCUUCGGAGUAUACUCGACAUAACAUGGAAAGAUAGGGUCACCAACGAAAGUGUGCUGGGCAUCGCUCAGCUGCCUAGUAUUACCGCGCUCCUAAAGCAGAGACGCUUGCGGUGGCUGGGCCAUGUCCAGCGUAUGGACAGUACUCGUUUGCCCAGACGGACUAUGCUGUGCCAAAUCGCAUCAGGCAAGCGCAAUGUAGGACGCCCACUCCUCCGCUUUAAGGACUGUGUAAAGCGCGAUAUGGUAGCUUUUAACAUAGAUUUUAACUCGUGGGAAGACCUAGCAGCAAACCGCGUCGAGUGGAGGGCCAGCCUUUUAAGAGGUCGUGAAACCCAUGACAGGUCCUGGUUUCAAAACUUAGCCCGAAAACGGGCAAUAAGGCAUAACGAGGAUCGCGCUCGUGUAGAGAUAGAGACUAAUUCUAGUUUUAUUUGUGACAGAUGUGGUAGGUUAUGCCGAUCACGAAUCGGGUUAUAUAGCCACAAGCGCCGCUGUCCCUAUAGAUCUGAGACGCUGCUUGAAUCAUCUGUAAAGAUGUACAAGGCCUGA